AUGCAGGCUGUUCAGCCGUCUUCACGAAAGCAGAGCAUCUUGCCCGCCAUCAGCGCGGACACCUUGCACGAUGUUCCCGAUGUCGUUCGUCAGAGUCAAUCGCCGAUUUUACGUCCUCCGGCGGUCUCAUCAAUUGCCUCAGGGCAUGAAGAGAGGACGAGAUCGAAUGAGCGUACACCAGUCGCGGAGAGUCUGACGAUAAAUCGAUCACUGCCUGUAACGGAUACUUUCGCGGACAUCAGAGUCACCCAACCAUCAGCCUCUCUGCUUUCGGAAAGCGUGGAUCAUUCUACAGAGGCGCCGACCAAUCUGGAUACCUCCAGCUACGGCGUCGCGUUUACCGAUGACUUUGAUUGGAAUUUUUACGACGACGAGAUAUUUAGUCUUCUACUCCCAACACCUACGACUGCUCCCACCGAUGGCUUUUCUCGGUCACAACCUUCGCCCAAGUGUGCUCAAGACUCUACGUCCAGGCUUCGCGAUGGCGAGUGGCUUCGAGGUUCUGCGGAAGCAGGGCGAAAAGCACUCGUUGCCAUGAAUAGAGUUAUUCAGAGUCUACCCGAGUCCUUUAUAGUUACAACAGAAAGCGAGGACACGGCUUCCACAUUCUUUGAAGACUGCCUCGACCUGUUCUUCCGCCACCAUCUCACUGUGGCUCCCAUUGUGCAUAAGCCAACUUUCAAUCCACGGGAGUGCAAUGCCACUGUACUCCUCUACAUUUUGUCGCUCGGUUCCUGUUUUUUGCCGUAUGCAGCUUACAAGGCAGACUCACUUUACUUGGUCUCGCACGCGGUCAUGGCCAACGCCUGGGAACAACUCCUAACCAACAAGGGGCCGCACGAUGUGCAUAGCGGUGUGCAGCUUGUGCAGAGUUGUUCCUUGGGCGGAACUUAUGCGAUAGUAUGUAUGAACCCGCGCAUUCGGAAAAUGAGCCAUGUUGCUCGUGGCCUUGGAUCAGUAUGGGCUCGUGAAUGUGGGCUUUAUCGUCCCAGAUCUCCAUACGGGGUUGUAAUUCCUUCUAUUGCGGCACCCUCUAAACAGAAGCUUGAAGUGUGGCAGAAAUGGGUGGCAGAAGAGGUACAGGUGCGAAGCCUGCUUUGGCAAUAUGUCUUGGACGGACUUUCCUCACUCUUCUAUCGCCAACCCACACUGUUGCUGCAUGAGACAAACUCCAUGUUACUGCCAACGGCAUCUGCAGCUUUCGAAGCAAGCACGGUAGACGCCUGGAUUGAAGAGAUAUCAAGAUCUGACAGCGAUAGCCAAGUGACUGUUCAAUCGUACGUGAGAGCCCUUUUCCGUGGCGAGACAGAGAUCAUAAACAAACCAAUCUCCGAGCUUGCCAUUCGUGUCGUCCUGGAAUGCUUACAGAGUUUGAUUCUUCGGGUGGCUGAAACGACUGAGGAGACUAUUGGCAUGGUGAAUAAGCAGGAAAUCUGCGUCGCUCUUCUCAACCUUAAACACUGGCAGCUUCAUCUUUCCCGUGCAGCAACUGAAUUGCUCCUACGCUGGCAUUCGGUCUUCUUGAGCAUGUCAGUCGAUAUCAGGCGGCUGUCUUUCAGUAUUGGACCGGAGCGCUAUGUUGAGGAGUUGUUUCAUCCGUCGCAGAGCGAGAUCGAGGAGCAUCAAGCACUCGACUUGCCUAACUGGGUGCGCACCGAUGAUGCUCGAAGAGCAAUACUACACGCCAUAGCAAUCGGAGAACUCGUUCAGAGUCUAUCAAUGGCCGAGUUAUUCGCCGUCCACAUGCCAUUUACGAUAUUUUCAGCCGCAGCGGUUGUGGCUGCAUUUCUAUCAGCCGAAAUUCGCACCUUGCCAAUGCCAUCACACAUUGAUUGGCAAGGCCUCUAUCAGUGUCCCAAAGAUACCUUUCCCGAGAGUGGUACGCACUCGAUUGAGAUGGCAAGCUAUCUGGCUGGGACUUCGGUUCCAGGGGUUAACCUCCCACGCUUGAGGAAAAUCUCAACGGAGUUAAGCAUCUUUCACUCUCAGAUCACAGCAAUAUCGGGCACCUGGGGGAUCACCAGAUCGAUGCAGAAGAUUCUUGAGCGUUGGGCACAACUUCCACGUGGUGGAAGAUAG
Molecule: messenger RNA, 2079 nt
Organism: Exophiala bonariae
Lineage: Eukaryota; Fungi; Ascomycota; Eurotiomycetes; Chaetothyriales; Herpotrichiellaceae
Exons: 3
Coding region: 1-2079 (692 amino acids)
Biological process (GO): regulation of transcription by RNA polymerase II; DNA-templated transcription
Cellular component (GO): chromatin
Molecular function (GO): zinc ion binding; DNA-binding transcription factor activity, RNA polymerase II-specific; RNA polymerase II cis-regulatory region sequence-specific DNA binding
Source: RefSeq, a predicted model, not a curated record